Bombina bombina (fire-bellied toad) is the source of this 2546-nucleotide messenger RNA. Its product is annotated as actin, alpha cardiac muscle 1. The coding region runs from base 86 to 1219 and encodes 377 amino acids. Gene Ontology annotation, molecular function: myosin binding. Gene Ontology annotation, biological process: actin-myosin filament sliding; actin filament organization; heart contraction. The transcript has a single exon. The record is from RefSeq and is a predicted model, not a curated record. Gene Ontology annotation, cellular component: sarcomere; actin filament. NCBI's taxonomy places the organism in Eukaryota, Metazoa, Chordata, Amphibia, Anura, Bombinatoridae.
CACAGCAAAGUACUGUAGCAGCAGCAUACAGCACCUGUGCUUCCAUUCUCCAAGUCAUCUGUUCACUGCUCACAUCUAAGCAAACAUGUGUGACGACGAAGAAACCACAGCUCUUGUGUGCGACAACGGCUCAGGUCUUGUGAAGGCAGGGUUUGCAGGUGAUGAUGCCCCUAGGGCUGUGUUUCCCUCUAUCGUGGGUCGCCCUCGUCACCAGGGUGUCAUGGUAGGCAUGGGACAAAAGGACUCCUAUGUAGGAGAUGAAGCUCAGAGCAAGAGAGGUAUCCUUACCCUGAAGUAUCCCAUUGAGCAUGGCAUCAUCACCAACUGGGAUGACAUGGAAAAGAUCUGGCACCAUACCUUCUACAAUGAGCUGCGUGUGGCCCCUGAAGAACACCCCACCCUGCUUACUGAGGCACCACUGAACCCAAAAGCAAACCGAGAAAAGAUGACACAAAUCAUGUUUGAAACCUUCAACGUCCCAGCCAUGUAUGUUGCCAUCCAGGCUGUGCUGUCUCUCUAUGCAUCUGGUCGUACCACUGGUAUUGUGCUUGAUUCUGGAGAUGGUGUUACCCACAACGUACCCAUCUAUGAAGGUUAUGCUUUACCCCAUGCCAUCAUGCGUCUGGACCUGGCUGGUCGUGACCUGACUGACUACCUUAUGAAAAUCCUGACAGAGCGUGGUUACUCUUUUGUGACAACAGCCGAGAGAGAAAUUGUGCGUGACAUCAAGGAAAAGCUGUGCUAUGUUGCCCUGGACUUUGAGAAUGAGAUGGCUACUGCUGCAUCUUCCUCAUCCCUUGAAAAGAGCUAUGAGCUUCCUGAUGGCCAGGUGAUCACCAUUGGUAAUGAGCGUUUUCGCUGCCCUGAAACCCUUUUCCAGCCUUCCUUCAUUGGUAUGGAGUCAGCAGGCAUCCAUGAAACCACCUACAACAGCAUCAUGAAGUGCGAUAUUGAUAUUCGCAAAGACCUUUACGCCAACAAUGUCCUCUCUGGUGGUACCACCAUGUACCCAGGUAUUGCUGACCGCAUGCAGAAAGAAAUCACUGCUUUGGCCCCAAGCACCAUGAAGAUCAAGAUCAUUGCACCACCUGAGCGCAAAUACUCAGUCUGGAUUGGAGGCUCCAUCCUGGCUUCUCUCUCUACCUUCCAGCAGAUGUGGAUAAGCAAGCAGGAGUAUGAUGAGGCUGGCCCCUCUAUUGUGCAUCGCAAAUGCUUCUAAACAAAUUAUUGUAUGGUGCAACACUCUAUGUGCAGGACUAUCUUUCAACCAAUAUAAAUUUUGUUCAAGGACUGGGCUUAUAAUGGAGACUUGAAAUAUGCUGACACACACGGCAACCGUGGCAUUAAAGAAUUAUUUUAGCUCUCUAAUAUCUAUGCUGCAAGCUCAAAAUUCCUCCCCUAGUAAAAUGUAUCAUUUAAACUAAAUUCAUUAAGAAAGGGAAAAAUGCAAAAGGGAAUCACCAAAGGCAACAUUUUUCAAGUGAACAAAAGAAACUAGUUAAUCCAUAUUUUGCAGGAGAGACAUCCAACAGAAUAUGAGUUAGCAGUAACAGAGGGCUUAUUGUGCCUUAUGUGAAAUGUAAUAUAUAAAUGUAUGUUUAACAUUGUGGAAUAAUGCUCAUUCCAAACUCUGUACAAUUAUAUAUAUAUAUAUAUAUAUAUAUAUAUAUAUAUAUAUAUAUAUAUAUAUAUAUAUAUAUAUAUAUAUAUAUAUUCUGCUGCUGCUACGUUACAUAAAAACCUAAUAAAUUUGUAGAGCUCUUUAAUUAGAAGUGUUUUUUUUUUAAACAAAAAGGAAUGUAAAACUAUUUUGCAUAUUAAAUUGGGAAUCACAAUAAAAGGGUUUUGCAAUCACUUCUGAUCGUCUGUUUCUAACUAAAUUGUGAGGGUUUUUUUUUGCAAAUUUGAACAUUUAGUGACUUUUUUUAUUCACCGAUAAUCAUUUGCACCAAUGUACUUUGCAAAGUUUGGUACAUAAAGAAAACCAAAAUAACUUCUAUAUUUAACAAUUUUAAAGCAAACCAAAUAUCAAAGAUAUUAAGAUCACAUCUGCACAAAAAUAUUUAACCAGGGCUUUAACAAAAAAAAAAAACUUUUAUAAAAACACCAACCCAUUUAACACUAACAACUUCCCUGAGUUAACACCUGUAAACUACAAAGGAUAUAAAUAUAGACAUACAUACAUAUACACUCACACACAAUAUGCUGGAAAGGUAUUGUUUACAAACUUUUUAGCCCCAGUGAAUGCAAAUACAGCAGUGCCUUGUGAAACUGCGCCCUAGCAGAGGUGGCAGAAACAUGUAUGGCAUUUUCAGAAUGAAGCAUUGAUCUCACAGACAUGAAAAGGGAGUAGCAGCUUCAGUCUUAAAUCUGUAGAGAAGGAUUAAGUGGGCAGGGCUGUUUAUAAACAUUUAUCAUGAACUCAUUUAGCAGUGCGAGUGUAUGACACAAAUGCAUAAUGGUUUAUUAACAUUGUAUCUUAACAUUUUUAAAAUAGCAAAAAUUAAAUAUUUCUGCAAUAAUUAAUAAAAUCAUUUUUGGUCAAA